GACAACUGAAUGAAGUGCAGUCAAAAGUCGCAAUGUUUUGCUGCAUAGAUACACUACAAACGUGCUACAAACGUUGGUCGAUUGUUGGAAGACUUUUAGCUGCUUUUAGUGCAUUUAAAGUGUGAAAAUGUCUACGUCUGCCUUGGCUUCGUUGACCGCCACUUACACGGACUCUGAAGGCGAAGAGGACGAGAGGGAAAACAACGUGGAAAACACUGACUCGCAGUCGCCCCCCGAUUCGGUGUCGGGAAGCCGAAGCGCCCCCAGUUCGAUCCCCAGCAGCCCCAGCGUGCCCACUACCAGAGUGGCCAAGCUGGUGUCCUAUCAUGACGACACCAUUGCCUCCGACGACGAGGUGGAAAUUGAAGACGAGCCACUCCAGGAAAAAGUGGUGGAGAACGAUAAGGACAAACUACAAGAACCGGUGAUCAAUGCUGACGAUGAAGACAUGCUGAUACCAGGAGAACCGCCAGGCAGCUGCUCGGCCGACCUGCAAGACAAACUGGCCAAACUGUACGAGAAAAUGCAAACCCAACAAAUGGACAUGAACGCGGUGAUCCAGAAGCGAAAGGAUUUCCGGAAUCCCAGCAUCUAUGAGAAACUGAUCCAAUUUUGCGAGCUGAACGAACUAGGCACCAACUAUCCUCCCACCAUAUACGACCCUUUGAAAUGGUCCAAGGAGUCCUACUACGAGGAGUUGUCGGAUGUGCAAAGGGCCGACAUGGAGAGGCGGGAGAAAGCGCGCAGAUCCAAACUGGACCUGGUCUCGAAGAAGGCCGAGGACAACAAGAACAAGCGCAAGAGCAAAUGGGACAUGCCAGGCGGAGGAGCGAUCAAAUUGAACCAACCGGGGCUAGUGGCGCCGCCCACACUAACCAGUUCGGCGACAGGAACCAAGAGCACGGUUAUUUCCGCAUUUGGUUCCUUACCAAAGAAACCCAAACUUUAAAUAUUUGUUUGUAAAAUUAUUUUGUAUUAUAGCUUUAUUUUUGCCACUGUGUUCAUUCCGAUUUGAGUAUGUAAAAAGUCGCAUAAUUAAGGGAUCACUGAAAAUGCUCAGUGUAAUCAGUGAACCCGUUUUAGUUAAUAAGUGAAAUAUAUAGAUAGAUACAG
Messenger RNA from Dendroctonus ponderosae (mountain pine beetle), 1113 nucleotides. Its product is annotated as SAP30-binding protein. Gene Ontology annotation, cellular component: nucleus. Bases 128 to 949 code for a protein of 273 amino acids. Gene Ontology annotation, biological process: regulation of DNA-templated transcription. The transcript is spliced from 2 exons. NCBI's taxonomy places the organism in Eukaryota, Metazoa, Arthropoda, Insecta, Coleoptera, Curculionidae. The record is from RefSeq and is a predicted model, not a curated record.